AUGGCCUCGCUGCCCUAUCAUCAUACUGCUCGCCAGGGCUCCCGAAAUGCAUCCAGCGAUCCAAGAGAGGAACUCACAGUUCACCUCGACCACUAUAUUGGCAUUGAUGUCGGGACUGGCAGUGCUCGUGCCUGUAUCAUCGAUGCCAAGGGUGAUAUCGUGGGUUUAGCUUCAGAGAACAUUGGCCUCUGGCAACCAGAGCACGGAUACUAUGAACAAUCUACAUCCGACAUCUGGCAUUGCAUUUGUGUUGUCGUUCAGCGAGCUAUAAGCCAACACAAUAUCAACCCUGACACGGUUCGAGGUAUCGGAUUUGAUGCCACUUGCUCCUUGUCCGUUUUUUCCAAUGAGACCGACGAACCGAUCUCUGUAACCGGCCCAAACUUCGACUCGGACCGCAACGUGAUCUUAUGGCUGGAUCACCGUCCAGUGGAAGAAGCCGCAAAGAUCAAUGCUACCAACCACAACUUGCUCCGCUACGUUGGCGGGAAGAUGUCCAUUGAGAUGGAGAUCCCCAAGGUUUUGUGGCUGAAGAACCAUAUGCCCAAGGAACUUUUUGAUAAAUGCAAGUUCUAUGAUUUGAGCGAUGCUCUUACCCAUAUUGCUACCGGCAAUGAAAAGCGAAGCUUCUGUAGCGUGGUCUGCAAGCAAGGAUAUGUGCCCGUGGGUGUCGAUGGGAGUGUGAAGGGAUGGCAAGAAGAUUUCCUGCAGGACAUAGGCCUGGGUGACUUGACCGAAGAUAACUUCAGGCGCAUGGGCGGAGUUGACGGGGUGAAUGGCAAUUAUUUGAGUGCUGGUGAACUAGUCGGCACGCUAUGUGAUAAGGCUGCAGCUGAAUUAGGCCUGCCAGCCGGAAUUGCCAUUGGCAGUGGUGUGAUCGACGCCUAUGCCGGCUGGAUCGGUACUGUCGGAUCCAAGGUCGAUCUGGGCUCCGGUCAAUCCAGCACAGAUGCCCCCAAGCUUGAUAGAUCAGAAGCUUUCUCUCGCCUCGCAGCGGUCGCGGGAACCUCGACGUGUCACCUUGCCAUGUCUCCGGACCCAGUGUUUGUUGAUGGAGUCUGGGGACCAUAUCGGGAUACCAUCCUCCCCGGAUAUUGGAUGGCUGAAGGUGGCCAAUCUGCCACAGGAGAGUUACUCAAGCACGUCAUCGAGACCCAUCCGGCAUUCCACCAAGCAACUUCGAUCGCCGACUCAUACCAUACCAACAUUUACGAAUAUCUGAAUGAACACCUCAAAGAGAUGGCUCACGAUCAGGGGGCGCCCUGUAUAUCCUAUCUCGGACGCCACUUUUUCUUCUAUGGAGAUCUAUGGGGCAAUCGCUCUCCUAUCGCCGAUCCCAACAUGACUGGAUCUAUCUUUGGCCUGACCAGUGACAAGUCCGUGGAUGGCCUUGCAAUUUACUACUACGCCACGUUGGAGUUCAUUGCGCUGCAGACCAAGCAGAUUGUAGAGACAAUGAAUAAGGCAGGCCACCGCAUCACAUCGGUGUUUAUGUCGGGCUCACAAUGCCAGAAUGACAUCCUGGUCAAUCUCGUUGCCUCUGCCUGCGAUAUGCCUGUGUUGAUUCCUCGGUACAUUCAUGCCGCAGUAUGCCAUGGCGCUGCAAUGCUGGGCGCUAAGGCUGCAAGCGCUGAUUCUCAAGGUAAAACCGAGGACCUGUGGGAUAUCAUGGACCGGAUGAGUAAGCCUGGCAAAAAGGUCUUGCCGACGGAGGAUAAGAACGAGAAAGCCUUGCUCCGUGUUAAAUAUGAGGUAUUCUUGGAGCAGUGUUUCAAGCAGCAGAAAUACCGUGCCUUGGUCGAUGACGCUGUGGGGGCCUGGAAGUCCAAGUGA
Penicillium bovifimosum is the source of this 1833-nucleotide messenger RNA. RefSeq names its product FGGY-family carbohydrate kinase. The record is from RefSeq and is a predicted model, not a curated record. The transcript has 3 exons. Gene Ontology annotation, biological process: carbohydrate metabolic process. Gene Ontology annotation, molecular function: kinase activity; phosphotransferase activity, alcohol group as acceptor. Bases 1 to 1833 code for a protein of 610 amino acids. NCBI's taxonomy places the organism in Eukaryota, Fungi, Ascomycota, Eurotiomycetes, Eurotiales, Aspergillaceae.